UCCAACCAGAACGGGUGCGUGCCUCUGUAGGGUGAGGCUGAUCUACUUGUCUCCCAUCUACACUUUCACCGUCUCGACUCUGCGUAAAGACGCACAGGACGCGCGCUGUUCCACUGUGUCUCGCACUCGCACGGAUCUCAGUCACAACUCUCCUCAGCUUCCGAACGCAGCCAUGUCGUUUCGCUGUGGGAUCGACUACACUCGGUGCAAGUGCAUCCUGCCCUUGCUGCUGAUCUUCGCCUGUAUUUUUGACCUCAUCGCCAUCGCAGCCAGGUCGGGAUGGGUGGAGAACGAGAACAAGUCCCACUACGGCAGUAUGUGGGACGAGUGCCGCGGCAAGAAUGACGUCUGGGACUGCAGGUCGCUGAUGGAGAAUCCUUGGGCGAUCGCUGUGGCUGCUCUGAUGAUCAUUGGCUUCCUGCUCCUCAUUCUUUGCCUUAUCUUCUCCUUCAUGUCUUUGUGUGGCCAACUCAGAACUGGACUUUUUAUUCCCAUUGGAAUACUUCUACUCAUCGUUGCGAUUAUCCAAAUCAUCGCUCUGAUCGUUUACCCCGUCAACUUCAACGACCUCAUCUACGAGGGCAGCUAUUACUACACCUGGGCGUACGGGUUCGGCUGGGGAGCCACCAUCCUGUGCAUCGGCCUCUCCCUCAUCUUCUUCUGUCUGCCCAGAUGGGAGAACGAAAUAGUUGGAGAGCAAAAGAUCAAAUACAUCUACGAGUCUAAGUAAAGACCUGCCCCAUUACAGUCAUGUCCACCUUUGGAACUCUAUUUUAGAUCGAGUCUUAAAAACUUCUCUUUUUUUAAACCAAACUUUUUUUUUGUUUGUUUUACCUAAAUCUUUUCCCAAUGCACCAAGUGCACUCACCCUAACUGAGGUAAAAGGCUAAUUUCUGUAAGCUGUUAGAUUUUUUUACAGGACAUAUACAUGAAUCCUAAAUCGUCCUGUGUGCUAAGUUUUUCAUUAACUCCACGUGUUGCAUUAUGCGAAGGGAAAUGCUUGGAAAGGCUGAAUGUAAACUAUUCAUGCACCUUUUAUGAAUUUUCAAAAACUUCUUUUUGUCUGGAAUUUUAAAAAAUAUUCUUAUAUUACUAAAGUAGUAUAUCUGGGGAAUGUGUUGUGUGUUCGGAGGUAAAGUCAGUGUGAUUCGUGUGUUCUUUGUGAUGGGUGUUUCGGUUCUAUAAAAACAGGGCUAAAAUCUAAAAAUCACUCAAACCUUUUUGAGGUAAUGUAUUUUUUCCCCUUUAAUUACUAACAAUAACUUCUUGUAUUAUUUCUAGCAAAUUACUUAAGUGUGGUUCAAGCUUAUUUAAGCUGCCUUUUUGAAAUCUGGUUGAAAAGGAACUCCAUCAGUUGGUUUAUUUGGUUUUUAAAUUGUAUCUUAGCAGGUACGUGUUAAUAUGCAUUUGUUUGACCAUAUUUCAUUUAGGUUAAAGCUUUAUUAGUGACAAAAAAAAGAGGAAUCAGAUUUUUUUUAAAUGCAUUGCGGGUUUGAUGAAGAGACGCAGACCAGUGUCUGAUAAUCGUCCGUUAAGUUGUGCCUUAACUUCCUCUGUUUUUGUUUAAACCUUAAAUCCAACUGGUGGAACUGGUUUCAGGGACUCUGUUCAUGUCUAAACCAGCUCCUGCCCAAACAUGAUCGGGUUAUUCCUCUGAACUCUAAAUAGAUGAAAAGAUUUCAAAUGACUAGGAAUAGAUUUCAAACAGUUAUUGCUGUCGAGUUGCCAAAAAUCAGUAAACCAGCGUUUAAGUGUUGAACGUUUAUAUUUUUAUCUGAUAGAAAUAAAAGUUUUGCUGUAAAGCAUUAAAGCAUUGCUGUACUAAAGAGAAAUCUACUUGGGGAAACACUCAGCUGUAUUUUUUCUGCUGUUAUAUGAACUAUUUGUGGUAGUUUGUGUAUUUUUAUGCAAUAAAAACGUCUUUUUUGAA
This is a messenger RNA of Nothobranchius furzeri (turquoise killifish), 1930 nucleotides long. It is a transcript of the gene perp, whose product is annotated as p53 apoptosis effector related to pmp22. Gene Ontology annotation, cellular component: cell-cell junction; membrane. Gene Ontology annotation, biological process: cell-cell adhesion. The record is from RefSeq and is a predicted model, not a curated record. Lineage: Eukaryota; Metazoa; Chordata; Actinopteri; Cyprinodontiformes; Nothobranchiidae.